ACUUGAAUUGAGCAGACGAGCAGGCUUGCGCAGGUUAUCCUCAGUCUUACGCUUUGCCCUCCGUUGGCCUUGAAUAUGUCUAGGCGGAUUGCCUCACAAGUUCACAAACAGGCCUCGCGACUUCUCCGCCAGAAAUACAUACGAAAAGAGCCGGCAUGGUUCCAAGCCGUACUCGCAAAUCCACCACUUCCACUCCCGCCGAAACAGCCUCCUCCAAGAACAUCCUAUGACCUUUCGUCGGAGGGUGUUCCGACCGUUCAUUCACUCAAAAAGGCUACCAAGUUUGCCGGGCAUCCUGCGCCAUUGCCUGUCCACUACUUAGAAGACGAAUUGAGGAGACGCUUCUUCCAAGACCAUCCUUUCGAGGCGUUCCGGCCUACCUCUCUUCUUGAGAGCGAUGCCAUCAGAGAAGAGCAUCCAAUUCGUGGCAAGCAGUGGGUGAGGCUACGUCAGAGAGGACGCAAUCCCAGUGCGGAAGAUGCCAUCCGUUAUGCUGUAAACCUCCAUGAACAUCAUGGCUUGCCUCUCACAAACGCGUACACCGCUGCCGUAGCACAGUUCCGGUCAUUACGUUCCGAGCAUCAUAUAGCAAGCGCGGUCGCGCGACGUGAAGCGGACGCAUAUGGGAUUCAAUUAGGCCCUUCACAAGUGGAGAUCUCCUUCCAGAAGGAGGAUAAAGCACUGGACACUUGGCAUAGAAAGGCCGAGUUGGAUGCAGGUGCUUUGGCUGCUCGUAAGCGAUGGAAAGCCAUUGUUGAUCGGGACCCUGGUCCUUGGACGCGAGGACAAGAAUAUGUACGGCUGUGGAAGGAGGGGAUCCGCCCAACAUACUCCCCGGCUCUUGCUGGUGUGGAAGGCGCCAAUGUCGUGUUUGAGACUGUUGCUGAGCUAGACGAGGAGACUGCAGAGGUACUGGGCGAGGUUGUGGCUGAUCCAAAAUCGGGACGACGUCCCCCUCCAGAAGACCUCGCACAGUCGUCGGAUUUUGUAGGCCUUAAGUCACAAACGUAGCCAAUCCGUAUGGUUAUACCUUUGUUUAGACAUACUUACCACUCGCAUAUACUAAUGGGAUCGCAGUCUCUCGAU
Molecule: messenger RNA, 1086 nt
Organism: Somion occarium
Lineage: Eukaryota; Fungi; Basidiomycota; Agaricomycetes; Polyporales; Cerrenaceae
Source: the annotation of a GenBank genome assembly